AUGUUCUACUCCGGCUACUCAAGCGACGAUGAGGACCACGAAUGCCAGACGUGCACCCGCCGAUUCCGUACCUGGCCUUCUUGUAGGCAGCAUAUGAAUGAUACAGACCACUGGGCUCCCACCUAUGACUGCGAGGUGUGCACCAAGGAGUUCAGUUCUGAGCAUGCAGCGAACCAGCAUAUGAGCGCCGUUGGACACUGGGCACCUAGGACAUUCCAGAACCGGAACAGCCUGAACAUGCACAUGAGGUCGAAGGCCCAUCUUGGUGGUAGCAUCGCCUGUCCCUUCUGCGGAGUCGGGUUCACCACUGCAAGCGGCCUCGUUCAUCAUCUUGAGAGAGGUGCUUGCCCUCGCGCACCCAGCCUGAACCGAGAAACCAUCCUCCGCAAAGUCCGCGAGUUGGACCCGAAUGGCCGAAUUACCAACAGACAGAUCGAGUGGCGCGACGAAGAUAACGUCCAGUACUCUGCUACUCAGCACGCGUUUAACGGCCAGUACUGGCAGUGCUAUCUUUGUUCAUCUACCUUUAACAGCGUCAAUGGCCCCAACAGCCAUCUCAACUCGCCCGUGCAUAAGCAGAAGGUCUAUCGUUGCCCAAACAGGUUGAACAGAUGUUUGAAGGAGUUUGUCACGCUCGCUGCGUUGUUCAACCACUUGGAAAGCGAAUCUUGCGCUGCCAUGAGGUUUGAGGUUGUUCAGCGCGGAGUGAAUGAUAUGCUUAUGGGGAGAAGAUUAAUUGGAAUGUGA
Arthroderma uncinatum is the source of this 747-nucleotide messenger RNA. RefSeq lists its product as uncharacterized. Gene Ontology annotation, cellular component: nucleus. Gene Ontology annotation, molecular function: RNA polymerase II transcription regulatory region sequence-specific DNA binding; DNA-binding transcription factor activity, RNA polymerase II-specific. The record is from RefSeq and is a predicted model, not a curated record. Gene Ontology annotation, biological process: regulation of transcription by RNA polymerase II. NCBI's taxonomy places the organism in Eukaryota, Fungi, Ascomycota, Eurotiomycetes, Onygenales, Arthrodermataceae. The transcript has 3 exons. The coding region runs from base 1 to 747 and encodes 248 amino acids.